Molecule: messenger RNA, 151 nt
Organism: Seminavis robusta
Lineage: Eukaryota; Bacillariophyta; Bacillariophyceae; Naviculales; Naviculaceae
Source: the annotation of a GenBank genome assembly
AUGCGUUUUGAAGCUGCUGCAAAUGGACACCUGGAAAUAUUGAAGUAUGCCCAUGAAAAUGGCGGCCCUUGGGAUGAGAGAACAUGCACCAAGGCCGCUCAGGAAGGGCAUUUCAAGAUAUUGCAGUAUGCCCUCAAACAUGGUGCCCAUG